This is a messenger RNA of Sporothrix schenckii 1099-18, 1095 nucleotides long. Its product is annotated as oxidoreductase, 2OG-Fe(II) oxygenase family. The record is from RefSeq and is a predicted model, not a curated record. Lineage: Eukaryota; Fungi; Ascomycota; Sordariomycetes; Ophiostomatales; Ophiostomataceae. The transcript has 4 exons. The coding region runs from base 1 to 1095 and encodes 364 amino acids.
AUGUCUGCUGCCCCGAUUCCGGUCAUUGACCUCACCGGAGCCGACGAGGGCGGUGCUGCCCGCGACGCCGUGGCUCGCGCUCUUGUCGAGGCUGCCGUCGAGCACGGCUUUGUGUACAUUCGCAACACGGGGCUGGACAUUCCAGCGUCGGCCAUCAACGGCGCUUUUGACAUUUCUCGCAAGCUGUUCCAGCUGCCGACCGAGGAGAAGGAGCCCUGCAAGAUCCAGACCAACAACCGCGGCUGGACGGGCAUGCACGUCGAGACGCUCGACCCCAAGACACAGCGGGUCGGCGACACGAAAGAGUGUGUUUUCGCCUUCCCCCCCAAACACAGGGCCUUCAACUUUGGCGAGUUUGUCGACGGCAAGGCCCAGCAGCCGCUGCCCCCGUCGCUCGCUUCGGACGAGCCGCAGAUUGACGCCUUUUUCGACCUCUGCUACCGCCUCUGUCUGAAGCUCAACGACCUGCUGGGCAUCGGCCUCGAGGUCAACCCGCCCGAUUUCUUCACCGCCGCUCACCGCAAGGCGGCCGGCCCGUCGGGUAACACGCUGCGGCUGCUGUACUACCCGGCGCGUCAGGACACCGACGAGGACACCGACGGCGUCCGUGCGGGCGCGCACUCCGACUACGGCUCCAUGACGCUGCUCUUCCGGCUGGCCGGCCAGGCGGGUCUGGAAAUCAACACGCGCGACGGCAGCUGGGUCCCCGUGCCCGUGCUGCCCUCGGGCACCGGCGUCGAGACCGACGCCGCGCCUCCCAUCCUCGUCAACAUUGGCGACCUGCUGUCCUACUGGACGGGCGGGCUGCUGCGGAGCACCGUACACCGUGUGAUUUUCCCGCCGCCCGGUGUCGAUGGCGCCAACGUGACGCCCGGCGAGAGCACCAAGGAGCCGCGGUACUCGAUUGCCUUCUUCUGCCACCCCGCCGGCGCGAGCCCGCUGUCGGCCGUCCCCAGCAAGCGCGUGGCCGAGGCCGUGGCCGAGGCGAAGGGCAAGGGCAAAGCCAUUGCGGCGCCCGACAGCACGAUCAUGACGGCGGACGAGCACCUGCAGAUGCGCCUCCGCUCGACGUACCUGGAUCUCUACGAAAAGUAG